GUCGGACCACUGCGUCGGCGGACGAAGGGCACGACAAGCACGCAAGUGGCCGCUAAGAUUAAUCACGAUUUAGUCACCGCUGUUUUUUUCCCCUAUCAUCGAUAAUAAUCAUGUCGUGCCACAUUGAGAGAGUGACGGACGAGCUCCCCACCUGGUGUCCAUGGUAACGUUACGUGCGGGGAGAGCCGUGUUUCCUUUGAGGAAGCAGGAAACGAAAGAGGGAGGCAACUCAAGGAAAAGAAACAAAUCCACCAACAUCCAUCUGACCUUCCACAGCCCACAGCAGCUCUCAUCAUUUUCAGCCACGGAUGCAUCACAGCCCUGAGCACACAGAAUGGCAUCGGAGGCUGCGGUCUCCACACCUGCUCCCAUGAACAGCCCUGCCAAGAGGGACUACUACUGGCUGCGCUCCUUUGUGGCUGGAGGUGUAGCAGGAUGCUGCGCCAAGUCCACCAUCGCUCCUUUGGACAGAGUCAAGAUUCUUCUUCAAGCCCAGAACCCUCAUUACAAACAUCUAGGAGUGUUUGCCACUCUCCGAGCCGUGCCAAAGAAAGAGGGCUACCUUGGCUUGUACAAAGGCAAUGGGGCUAUGAUGGUCAGGAUAUUUCCCUAUGGAGCCAUCCAAUUCAUGGCCUUUGACAAUUAUAAAAAGCUGCUAAGUAAACAGCUUGGGAUCUCUGGGCACAUCCACCGCCUCAUGGCAGGAUCUAUGGCAGGGAUGACCGCCGUGAUAUGCACUUACCCCCUGGAUGUGGUCCGAGCCAGGCUGGCCUUCCAGGUGAAAGGAGAGCACCGCUACACCGGCAUUGGCAACGCCUUCCAGACCAUCUACCAUAAGGAGGGGGGCUUCCGGGGCUUCUACCGGGGACUGACGCCUACUAUCAUUGGCAUGGCCCCUUAUGCAGGUUUCUCCUUCUUCACCUUUGGUACCCUGAAGAGCUUGGGCUUGAAACACUUCCCAGAGCUGCUCGGCCGUCCAUCCUCAGACAACCCAGACGUCCUUGUUCUGAAAACCCACGUCAACCUGCUGUGUGGAGGGGUUGCCGGGGCGAUUGCUCAAACCAUAUCUUACCCUCUGGAUGUGGCUAGGAGAAGAAUGCAGCUGGGGGCUGUGCUUCCUGACUCUGAGAAAUGCCUAACGCUGACCAAGACCCUGAAGUACGUGUACAGUCAGUUUGGGGUCAAGAAAGGACUGUACCGUGGCUUGUCGCUCAACUACAUCCGCUGUGUCCCCUCACAGGCUGUGGCCUUUACGACCUAUGAGUUCAUGAAGCAGGUUCUCCACCUCAACUAGCUUCUCCCCAAGGCUGCAUCUUGGUCAGUGUACUUGAAGUCAUUAAAGAGAUUGAGAUGAGUGCUUCCGUCAUAGAGUGACCUGAUGUUCACUUACUAAAUCUUCAAUCUGGGCAUGGCCUUUGGUUUGUGUUUAGUAAAAGUACACUUACCCAGGAGGGUUUGAGGAAGUACAAGAGGAAACUGGACAGUAGACAGGAAGGCGCUCUGCCCGUGGCAAAGGCUCAUCCAGCUCUGGCCUAAUCCAUGCCCUCUUAGCUCCUGCUCCUUUGUGACUUCCCGCCUCUUAGAGAUGAUUUUCUCAACCAUUCAACACAUGGCUUGGAUUUGUACAACUCCUUGACAACUAUCUCCAUGGAUACAGCAGGCGGCGGCACCCUUGGUCUGGCUUGGUUCAGUGGCUUGACGCGGUGGUAUACUCCCAGAUGAUGCUGCUGGAUCCACCACAACAACUCAUUUAUUGUAUGCAUGUUCCUUCAGUCACAUAACAAACAUACUGAACACCAUGUAUCCAUCAGUCUCUUCUGUGUCCUUACCUUACCUGGCCUAAGUGAUUUUAAACUGGACACUGUCAAACACAAAUUUGGUGUCUGUUUCCCUAGGUAGAGGAGGACUCAGAAAUAUGUAUUUGUUUUAACAAGAUGUCUGAAAUGUUCAAUUCUACAUGUCAUACAUUUUCACCAUAGAUUAUAUUUUCUUGUUGCAGAGACAGGUUUUAUAGAUGUGCUUCAUAGCCUCUUAGGUUGUAGUUGAAAAGCUGCUGCAAACUUAAAAUAAGUCCAGUGAUUUGCUGUAUUUUUGUCUAUUCAGGGUUUAGUGUGUCUUUAGUUGUGGCACAGUUUUGGGGGUCCAAUGCCUUAUAGACACAUUUGUGCAUCAUUUCAUUGCCUUUGUCCUUGACGCCAGUCUUAUAUCAGUGUGCAGAUUUCUCUGCUUUUAUAGGUCUUCUUAAUUAUGCAGUGGCCUGAGUGGCAAUUUCAGCUUGAGCUAAUUUGCCACUUUAUUGCCAAACCAUGACUGAAGCAGUUACAAGAGAUGUUUUGGUUGCUGAAACGUUUUGACUGAUCAUGCUGAAUUGGGCAGAAUUUGAGAAGUAAGGGAAAUGUGAGCUAUGCUGUAGGAGAGGAACAGUAUCAUCAGAGUAAAAAGUGAACACACUGCUCAUACACAUUAGCUAAUAUGUGCUCAGGUGUUAUGGUCUAUAGCUCUAUUGCUAAACUAAUGCUAAACUGCUGUGAUGGAGAAAAUUUCUUUUUCUCACUGAAACUUAAAGCAGUGCUAACACUGAGAUGCUAUAAAUUUUGUAGUUUUGUGGGAUAAGUUUGGAAAGCAUUCAGGAAAAAUGUGCACUUGCAAACUGCUGCUUAGUUUUCUUUUUAUUUAUUGUCAUAGCUGUCUGUUGCCACUGGGUGGCAGCAUUUAAUAUGAAUGGUAUCAUUCACCAUCAGAGAUUAACUCCAGCAUACAGUAUACAGAUUUCAUUUAAAUAACAAUUAACCUGAAUGAUCCUCAACAUGUUUUGUUUUCUGUUGUUGUUGUUUUUUUUUUUUUUUUUUCCAACUCUUUUAGGUAAAAGGAAGUGAUCAGUCGUUGAGUUUAAUAUAUGCAGUGUUUUAACCCAGUUCACCCACAGUCUUUAACAGCUGGUCACUGAAAAGCCUCCCUGGAACAGUUGGUUGGUUAAAUGUGUUGCUUCCUAGACAUAAUGCCUAGACAUUAAUCUCUGACUAAGGGGAAAGUGUAAUUCAAUAAGUGUCAUUCUUAAGCCCACAAUAGGUAUUUGGACUACCACUGAUGCUAGUGUGGGCCUUCUUAAAUGUUCUCUGAGGUCCUCCUAUGUUCAACCUCCUGCCUUCUUCUGCUUUUGCUUACUUACCUCAUUAGAGUAAUUAUUAUGUUUACUUACAAUUUCCUCAUCUGUUUAGUAGAUACCAUCUGGUCAACCUUUAGAGCUUUGUACAUGAAGCAGAGGAAAUUGCAGAAGGGAAAUGCCUCAGAAUUUUGACAUACACCACAAACUACUGAAGACUGCAGAAACCUGCGUACUGCAGUGGAAGAGGAGAAUGUAAAGAGGUUUAGUCAGCACUCAGUUUCUCCAUACUUGAAUAAUUCUCCUGUCCACCAGUGCAGUACAACUUUGUAAGAGCCAGAGCUUUCUAAACCCAAAGUUGAGCAUAUGAUGAGAAAACAAAAAUUGGGAUAUAAAAACAUAAUUAUAGGCCUUUCCUUUUUGACUGACUGAACUGAAAUAAAUUUAUUGGAUUGUAGGCCUGCAGAACGUGGUAAAAUGCAUGAACAUUCACAAAAAUGUUCUGGAAUUUCAGAAUAUAUCAGUGUUUGGUAGUGAUUUAUUUUUCUUUAGAGUGUGUUGUCUAAUAGCCUUCCCUCUUCGCCAAAAGACCCUACUGCCUGACUGAUUGGGGAAAAAAAACACCAAACAUAUAAUUUUCCCAAAUCAUCUUCUUUCCUGAAAGGUGCGGGUAAAUAAGGCCCUUCUCUGUAACACUGAUUGUCAGAUGUGUGAUUGUCAAAGAUGAGAGAAUUGCAAUAUUCAACUGUGCUUACCUGCUGGGGUUUCAGAGUAUAGCUGCAGACUAUAAUAAAAUCUAGGUUUUAGCCAUAUAACGUUUUUUUUUUUCCUCACUGAAACAAGUCAUGUAUAGUGCCAAGUCUCGCUUCUGUCCCAUGGGACAAUGUUUACCAACACUGUUUCUCCUGAUUGUACAUUUCACAUCAAUGCCUGUCAUGUAGCUGACAUUCAUUCUUUAAUCCUUUAAUUUCAUCCAAUCAAGUGAACUUCCUUCCCUGCUAUUUAUGUUUACCUUUUUUUUUUUGUUCCACAAAUUCUGCUGUCAGUCCUUCUAGAACUGUAACUGGUAAUCGCGUAAGACCUGGGAUGCUCAGAUAUUUAUAUACGAUGUAAAUAUAUGUAACAAAGAGCGGUAGUGCUUAAUCAGCAGGGGGAUCUUGGUUGUGGGUCAAAGGGAAAGCAUAAUGUAGUUAGGAGAACUACUGAUCAAAUUUCCCUCUGUACGUUUCGAAUUUUGCCUGCCAUGCUUUUUAUAAGCAACAUCUGAACAUGAAUUACAUUAAAUGUCAUCUUCUUGUCUGAAUCUG
Myripristis murdjan (pinecone soldierfish) is the source of this 4410-nucleotide messenger RNA. It is a transcript of the gene slc25a16, whose product is annotated as solute carrier family 25 member 16. The record is from RefSeq and is a predicted model, not a curated record. Gene Ontology annotation, biological process: transmembrane transport. Gene Ontology annotation, cellular component: mitochondrial inner membrane. NCBI's taxonomy places the organism in Eukaryota, Metazoa, Chordata, Actinopteri, Holocentriformes, Holocentridae. The transcript has 10 exons. Bases 335 to 1294 code for a protein of 319 amino acids.